AUGUUUCGAUAUGUUCCUACAGUUGAAUCUAAAGAAAAAAGAAAGAAAGAACAAACUGACACCUACCUGGUAUUUACACUUACUUCAGGUACAAGCAUUGCAGACAAGCAUCCCACAGAAGCCAUCAGAAAAAGCAAGAAACUAGCAUUCCAAGAGGAGGACAUUGCCAUUUCACCUUCCAUGUAUUCUGACCAGCUAGAUGUUCCCAUUAUUAAUCCAACAACCCCAGGUACAACAUAUCCAACCCCUACGAUGGAUAGCCCCCCGCCACCAUCUACCACACAGCCAAUAACGAACCCUAGUCCAUACAUGAAUCCUAACCCAAACCCAAAUCCUAAUCCAAACCCAAAUCCAAACCCAAACCCAAACCCAAACCCAAACCCAAACCCAAAUCCAAAUCCAAAUCCAAAUCCUAACCCAAACCCAAACCCAGCCCCGAGCAACAAUCCGGGGCCUUCUACUGGGGGGACUUGGUGUGUAGCCAGUCCCACUGCUUCAACAACUGCUCUGCAAGUAGCACUGGACUAUGCGUGUGGCUUUGGAGGUGCAGAUUGUUCAACUAUUCAGUCUGGCGGAAGCUGCUACGAUCCAAACACAAUUAAAGACCAUGCUUCCUAUGCUUUCAAUGACUACUACCAAAAGAAUCCAGCUCCCACAAGCUGUGAUUUUGGAGGAACAGCACAGCUUACUUAUACUGACCCAAGCUCUGGGAACUGUCACUAUGCAUCAUCAAAAUCAACCCCUACCACACCACCUGCACAGCCACCCCCUACCCUGCCACCCCCUUCUCUGCCACCUCCAAGCACAAUGACGCCAAUAAAUCCAAACACCUCAGGUGGACAGAAUGGUUUUGGUUCUGAACCAACAGAUUAUGGUGCAGAACCAACAAGUACCCCCAGUGGAGCAGAUAAUUUAUCAAGCAACUUCCAGUUUCUCUUUGCCGUGGCCUCUUUCAUGGUGGCAGUUACAGCAAUUCAUUUCUAA
Molecule: messenger RNA, 984 nt
Organism: Solanum dulcamara
Lineage: Eukaryota; Viridiplantae; Streptophyta; Magnoliopsida; Solanales; Solanaceae
Exons: 4
Coding region: 1-984 (327 amino acids)
Source: RefSeq, a predicted model, not a curated record